Molecule: messenger RNA, 435 nt
Organism: Scheffersomyces coipomensis
Lineage: Eukaryota; Fungi; Ascomycota; Pichiomycetes; Serinales; Debaryomycetaceae
Gene: MRPL19
Product: mitochondrial 54S ribosomal protein uL11m
Exons: 1
Coding region: 1-435 (144 amino acids)
Biological process (GO): translation
Cellular component (GO): mitochondrial large ribosomal subunit; ribosome
Molecular function (GO): structural constituent of ribosome; large ribosomal subunit rRNA binding
Source: RefSeq, a predicted model, not a curated record
AUGUCUGCCGUUAAAAGUGCAAUGAUCAAGUUAGUUGUGGGUGCCGGUAAGGCUGCUCCUGCUCCUCCAGUUGGUCCAGCUUUAGGUUCCAAGGGGGUUAAAGCUAUUGAUUUUUGUAAAGAAUUCAAUGCUCGUACUGCUCAUUAUAAUCCAGGAACUCCUAUACCAGUAGUGAUCCAAGUUAAACCAGAUAGAUCAUUCACAUUCGAGAUGAAGUCUCCUCCAACUUCAUGGUUAUUGAUGGAAGCUGCUAAAAUUUCAAAAGGUGCCGCUAAAGCAGGUAAAGAAAGUGUAGGAGAAAUUAGUUUAAAACAUGUUUAUGAAAUUGCAAAGAUUAAGAAGACUGAUGAUAGACAUAAGAAUGUCGAAUUGAAAUCUAUUGUUGGUGCUGUAUUGCUGACUGCUAAAGUCAUUGGUGUUAAUGUCGUUCCAUAA